AUGUCUGAUAUUUAUGAUAUCAUAAUUGACCUUUCUUUAGAGAAAAAAGAAAAGAGUAUUCUACACACUCAUUUCUAUAAAAAUCCUCAAGAAAUAAAUAAAGUGAUGUGUGUACUUGAAAAAUGCCCAUCACCUGAGGAAAAAAUUGAAUUUUUAAGAAUGUCUUUCUUAACUUCUGACGACGGAAGUAAGCAUCAAGAGACAAGAAAUAGGAAACCAAAUGAAAAAAUUAGCGCAGUACCAAAAAGAAAGAAGUUUUCAAUAAAUAGUACAAUCAUGUCAUGGGAUCGUGAAAACGUCUAUUAUGUGAAUCCAUUAAAACAGAGCGGAGAAUUAAUUGAUUUGAUUUGUAAAGGUGACUAUGUGUUAUUACAUGGAGCGCGUGCCUCCGGAAAAUCCACUCGGACGAUGCAAGUUAUGGAUGAUCUGGAAGAAAAAGGAUACAUUUGUAUCUACGUGGCUUUUUGUGAUUUAACUGUCGACGAUGUUGAUCGAUUUUGGGAAAAUGUCGCCAUAAAUAUUAAAAUGAAUCUUGAUAGCAAGUAUGCUGAGAAACGUAAGUUAGGGAAAAUUAAACAACAUGAACCGUUUGAAAUACCCACUAUGAGGACGCUUGAAGAUAUUAUGGAAAUUUUUGCGCUCACCGCAAAGAUUUGGAAUUAUUUUUAUGAAGAACCUGGCAAAAAAGUAGUUCUAUUCUUUGACGAGUUCGAUACUUUGCUCUCUCCCAAUAACGUUCAAGUCUGUAACUCGUUUCUGACAAACAUGAGCGUUAUUAAAACAAGCCCCUACUAUGCAAUAAAAUCUGUCGUCGGGAUCGGCACAUUCAGUAUACUAAAUUUAAACACUACAUAUCGGUCAGUGUCACCGUUCAACGUUAGUGAUGCUUUUCAAAAUCCAAAUUUUACCGAAGAUGAGGUCAGAUCAAUAUUUAAAGAGUUUAUGAAUGAUUACAGUAAAGAAAUUGAUGAUCAGGUCAUCAAGGAUAUCCAUAUACAAACAAACGGACAUGCGGGGCUUAUAAAUCUUUGUGGACGCUUAAUCGAGAGCGUGCCUAAUAAGCUGGAUUAUGCGAGUUGGAAACAUUAUGAACAUGAGAAAUUGGGAGUUUGGAUUUCAAAUUACCGUACAUUUAAAAGAAUGAUCGAUUCCCUAAAGAUGAAAGAUGCAAUUAGCGCCGUGAACCUUCUUCGUACUCGAUUUUUGGGUAAUUCCAGUGAUGUGAAAAUAAUGGAUAAUAAAGAACUUGAAUUAGCCAAGUUUCUAGUAUCUGAAGGUGUCCUCAUUCACAUUGAUGCCAAUACGUACAAAAUGUAUUCUUCUCUCUUGGAUUCACUUAUCAGACGAUAUGUAAUUUCCGACCUAUUUCCGCUCGCCCCAAAGAUUCAUGUCCCUAAACAAAAUGAUAAAUUAAAAACUUUAGAAGUUUUAAAGGAAGCAGUUCGCUUCUUCGAUAGAGAAAUUAUUUCUAGAGCAUUUCAUUACUCAUUUAAAACGGCACACGUAUAUGUAGAUGAAUGUUUAAACAAGCUGGUACCGCGUGAAAGCGUUUACGACAUAGAAUUAAACAGGAUUCUCACGAAUUGGCUUGGCAGGGAAAUCGGUGCUUUAGUCACCGGCCAAUGGCAUUUAAUAUAUAAAGAAGGCAGCAAACCCGUUCACAAUUAUAGUGACUUAGUAAUUAAGGUCAAACAUGAGGAAAAUGUUCAAAUGAUUAUUCUCAAAAUUAUGGCAACAGUGACAAUACCACUUGCAAAUCAACACUUUGCACGAGCACUUACCUAUGGCAAAGAACUAUCCGCAGAUGAAAUAUGGGUCGUUCAUUUUACUUGUGAAGAUCACUUUGAUACGCAACCUCAUUUUCCGACUGAAAAGCAACUGAAAGAAGGACUUAGAGUUAUAAUUUUCUGGCAUAACUCUGACUUCACGGAGAUACGCAUGUGUGCAAGUUGGUGGGAGAAUGGUGUAAAAAAAGAGAUAAUUGACGAGAGGAUACAUUUAUCAUAUUAA
This is a messenger RNA of Funneliformis mosseae, 2010 nucleotides long. Lineage: Eukaryota; Fungi; Glomeromycota; Glomeromycetes; Glomerales; Glomeraceae. The record is from the annotation of a GenBank genome assembly.